This is a messenger RNA of Mesocestoides corti, 531 nucleotides long. The record is from the annotation of a GenBank genome assembly. Lineage: Eukaryota; Metazoa; Platyhelminthes; Cestoda; Cyclophyllidea; Mesocestoididae.
AUGUCUCCAAGUCUUCGCAUAUUUGCCUACUCACUGGGUGCAUCAAUAGUAUUUUACCAAUGUCACUCGUACUUAGGAACAGUGUGUGAAGGCAUAAGUAUGGAGCCUACAAUACAUCACGGUGAUUAUUUGCUCGUAGAAAAAUUCUCUUUAUAUCGUGGUAGAAUUAAAAGAGGUGACAUAGUUGUUGCGAAACAACCUCGUGGACCACGCACUCAUUGUCACAUUCUCAAACGCGUUCGUGCGAUCGGUGGUGAACCCGUUGUCUACUGGAGUCCGAAAUUGGCCAAGCCUGUUACCGCUUAUGUUCCUGAAAAGCACGUUUGGCUUGAAGGUGACAACCAACUUCACUCUCUUGAUUCUCGAACUUACGGCUCAGUGCCACUUGGGCGGUUGGAGUACCGUGUGUUCUGUCGGCUCUGGCCUAUCACAUCUUUCGGGAAGUUUGAUAAAGAGCCUCGUGUUUGGGGGAACACGACCACAAUUAAGCGGUCUUCGGAGGUUUCUGCAUUUCAGGAUGAUGAUCGCUGA